Molecule: messenger RNA, 351 nt
Organism: Suillus subalutaceus
Lineage: Eukaryota; Fungi; Basidiomycota; Agaricomycetes; Boletales; Suillaceae
Exons: 2
Coding region: 1-351 (116 amino acids)
Source: RefSeq, a predicted model, not a curated record
AUGUCGCGGAAUGUGAAGUUAUUCAUUGACGGACAUAUGAGCAUCACCGAAGUAUACUUCUACUUCAAUAUGAUCAUUCACAAUCGGCACAAGACACUCGCGCUGGUUUCUGAAUACAGCCAACCACACUCAGAUCUCCUCGAGAAAUCUUUUCAAAUGGUCUAUGCGUGUACCCAUCGUGCAGAUGCCUUGUUGAAAUUGGUUGAGGUUACUACUAUUCAAUCAGUAGUUGCGAUGGUCCCCCACCAAUUUCCAGGUAUUGACGGCACUCUUUUCUACCUUAUAGAACGACCGGGGUUAGAUAUUUUGAGAAUGGGUGGUAUUGAGGAGGUUAUAGUUGACGAGGAAUAG